UCUAAGAAGACUUGAGGCGAGCGGUCAUGAGAAAAGUAUGUGCAGACAUGGACCGCGAACAUGGAGUAUUAUGAAAGAAGACGAGGAGGCGGCGCCGUCAUUUCCCACGUCCGAGUUGAGCGCGGCGAGGCGGCGGAGUGACAGGGAGAACCGCGCGGCUGGACAGUUCGCGGCUGCGGGAUAUUUGUGCAACAAUGGCAUCUCCCCGUCAGUGAGGAAGUUCGCUGCCCUGCAACCCCUCCUUCCUCCGUCCCUGACACCUUGACACAACUAUUUUCCGUCUCCCGUUUCCUUUUGUCCCUCUCUCCUGAAACUCUUUCAGUUCACUCCCUCCUCUCCUCCAAAUCCCCCCACCCCCCUUUUGUUUUGCUUCAAACAUGGACACCCCUGGAGAAUUAACCUCCGCCCAGGAUGGACACCUCGACCCCAGGAGCAGCCCCGGUCGCUCCGAUCUCAGCGGACUGUACCAUCUGGGUCGGACGUUGGGCAGGGGCCACUUCGCUGUGGUCAAGCUGGCCCGUCACGUCAGCACCAGGCAACUGGUUGCCGUCAAGAUGAUUGACAAGACAAAACUCGAUGUGAUGGCAGCAAGCCACCUCUUACAGGAAGUGAGGUGCAUGAGGCUGGUGCAGCAUCCCAACGUGGUCCGCCUCUACGAAGUCAUCGACACGCCCACCACCCUCUACCUGGUCAUGGAGCUGGCCGAGGGGGGCGACCUCUACGACUACAUCCUCCGUCACGAGGGGGGCGUGGCCGAGGGCACCGCCAAGCGCCACUUCGCCCAGAUCGUGCGCGCUGUGGCGUACUGCCACCAGCUCCACGUGGUGCACCGGGACCUGAAGCCCGAGAACGUGGUGUUCUUUCCCCAGCAGGGGGCGGUGAAGCUGACAGACUUUGGGUUUAGCAACUUAUUCCAACCCGGGACGAUGUUGGCCACCAGCUGUGGGUCGCUGGCCUACUCCGCUCCAGAGAUCCUGCUGGGAGAAGAGUAUGAUGCUCCAGCUGUGGAUAUCUGGUCUCUCGGGGUGAUCCUGUACAUGUUGGUGUGUGGAGUCCCUCCCUUCCAGGAAACCAACGACAGCGAGACUCUGGUCAUGAUCCUGGACUGUCGCUACCGCGUCCCCGAACACGUCUCCGACGACUGCAGAGACCUGAUCUCCAGGAUGCUCCAGAAGGACCCGUCUCACCGCGCCUCACUCGAGGAGAUCGAGGCUCAUCACUGGCUGCAGGGGCUUGACGACGCCCUGCUGACCCCCGAGGCCCCUCCACACUGGCUCUCAGGGGCCCUCUCUCCCAGCUCUCCCCGCUCAGGAGCACCUGAGUGCGGGGACCUGCUCGCGGCGAGGCCCCCGCCUCAGCAGGCAUUCCCCGGCCCCUGGCAGCCCAGCCUCAGCUUCACCCUCCGUCCACCUCCUCCCGAGGAGCCUCCGGUCACCAAGAUCCUUCCGGCUCUACAGCAGAUCUGUGAGGAGGAAGAAGAGGAGGAAGAGGAGGAGGAGGAGGAGGAGAGCAUUUUGGCAAAAGAGGGUGAAUGUUUGCCGUCUUUGUUUGUAUCAGAGCCAGAAAACGAAGCGGAGGAGAUGCUUGAUGGUGCAGAUGAUCAAAGGUGCAGAGACGAAGAACAAAAAGAAGAAUUAGGAAGCUUAGUGGAGAUUAUGGAGGAGGAAGAGGAGGAGCAGGAAGAGAUGGAAAUGGAAAUAGAGAAAGAAGACAGUGGCUGUGUGAUUUCAGACCAGCCGGUCAGUCAUGGAGACAAACCAGUCAGUCAGACUCCUGAAGUCCCACCAUCCUCUCUGCCCGGUUUGGGAGUACCCUGCUGUCAGGGAGAGAUGGACUCCACGAGCCCAGAGGAAGGACAGGACGGGGAGACAGAACCUAACAACAACAGCACCAACAAACCUCCUCCUCUCCUCCCUGAAUCCUCGGUGCCCUCCAUAUCUGCGUCCUCUUCCAUACUGAACGAGAAGGAGGAGCAAAAAUCAGGAGGAGAAGGAGAGCGGGACGAGAAAACGGAGGAGGGCGGAAGAGAUGACCCCUCUACAGACAGAUCUCAACCCCACAAUGCAUCGGGGACCCGGGACGAGGCCGCUCCGAGGGUGGAGCAGGGCAAACGGCACAGCAUAAAGCUGAGGGAGAGACUCUUUCAGUUCCCUCUGUGCGAGAAGGCUCUGGCCUUCAACAUACCGACGCACAACAAGCCCAAGAUCCUGCCUCUGGCUCAGUACAACUGCUGCCACGUGCUGUAAGUGAAAACACAGCAGGAAUGCUGCCGGUGAUGUGCCGCCCGCUCGCUUGGGACACGCAGACUGUUUAGCGGUGGGCAGAUGGCUGGCGUCAGACCUUGUGAAGUGGCAUAACCGCUGCGUGCAAGACACCAAGCGUGCGGGACGGGACGGGACGUGUACAGCUUCAUACCUACAAACACUCCGUUCUAGCAUUGUGCUCAUGUGAUAAACGUUGUGUUAAGCUAGCGGUGGUGUACAGCACAGUAGUCAGACAUCAGCAGAACCUCAUGCAUUAGCUACAGGAGCAACCAUAGAAGUAAAAAGACUAGACGGUGUCCAAUCUGUUGCUAAGAAACAAUACUGGACCUACAGGAGGGAGAUUAAAGAAAGAUGACGACAGGAAGAGAUGGACAUAAUGACUGCAACAGUUUUUAUUGAAUAAGCUAUCGUCUUUAUUUGUUUGUUUAAAAGGUGCCUAUAAUGAUGAAAUGGGUUUCAUACUGCACAUGCAUGGCCGACGUGUCAUUUUGGUUCUGACUGUGUGAGAAAAGUUCUAAAAGUCAGAAUGGUCUAGCGCUCAGUUGAUCCAUGAUUUCAUAUUUAUAAUAUAUGAAUAGGAAUAAACUUUGAACCAGCUUCUGCUACAGAGUAGCGCUCCUUUUCUCUCCCCUUUGCACAACUUGCUUCUCAUUGGUUUAAAAGCUCUAAAUAUAAGCUCUAUUAUAGAAAGACUGUUAUGAUAUGAUGUGAUAUAUGAUACCAUAUGAUACUGUGUAAUACAUGCCUAAGACUGAGAUGAUUAUAUGAUUUUCUGUACUCUUAAUCCUAAAGUCUAUUUGAUAUAACGACGUGUCCUAACACACUGUAUAAUACUAUUGAUAGGAUCAUUGAUCAUUGAUUGGGAUGCAGGUCUUCCAUUGUAUUUGAACUUGUUCUUUGUAUUCAUACUGAACAGUUUAAUCAUAACAGAUUUAUUUUGGAUGUGCAGAUAUGAAGAUUCUUGACCUUUUUUUUUUUAUGACCGUCAAAGAUAUUAAUUCUCUAAAGAGACAUGUGACUUUGUGCAUGUUAUUACUGUUAUUUAUCACAAUAUACCUCCAUGUGUCUUGGAUCUGACAGGACUUUGUUCUUGUGUAACUGUAAGUACCUUGAGGUAAUCCACUGAAUGAUGAAUUGCACACAGUACGACUACUGUAGCAGGUAGCUUUAUACGAGCUUUGUCCUUGAACCGAUGGAUUAGGUUUGUUUGUCAUUUAGCCUGAAUGAUGUGAUACUUUAUUAUGUAGCUGAGGAGUCCCUCCGUAUGGUAUUAUUUUACCAUAUAAUGCCUCUGUGUGUCUCUCUAUUUUUUCAUACUGUAUAUUUUUCCUCUUUUCACGCUGAGACAAGAAGUGAAACAUUUUGUAAGGUUAAAGAAGGCCAAAGCUGUACAAUAAGCUAAGUAAAGCGAGCGUAUUCCAAUCAGUCACUGCACUUUCAUGGGUACAACUAAUUGGAUUUUUAGCGUGCGACCUGUGAUUGGACGGUCCCUGCAUAUAUAAGCAGCGGAUGUCAUGUGAAAUCUGAUUAUAGGUUAUAUUUCAUCAGCCAUGAAAGAAUCAAAUCUGUGCAGACGAGGGAUAAAAAUCCCAUUAUUUGUUCCUGUGUGAUUGCAACCUGUCUCCCCUCAGUGUGUCUGUGUCUACUGACCUGUAUUGUAACUAGGACCACGUCUCCAUGGAGCUGUGAACUUAUUUUUCUGUAUUUAUUUAUUAAAAUGGAUUAAAUC
Molecule: messenger RNA, 3993 nt
Organism: Anoplopoma fimbria (sablefish)
Lineage: Eukaryota; Metazoa; Chordata; Actinopteri; Perciformes; Anoplopomatidae
Gene: snrkb
Product: SNF related kinase b
Exons: 5
Coding region: 378-2246 (622 amino acids)
Biological process (GO): microtubule cytoskeleton organization; intracellular signal transduction; protein phosphorylation
Cellular component (GO): cytoplasm
Molecular function (GO): protein serine/threonine kinase activity; tau-protein kinase activity; ATP binding
Source: RefSeq, a predicted model, not a curated record